CCGCCGGCGGAGGCCGAGGUCGCCGCGGAGGCCCCGCCGCGCGGGCCCGCCGCGCCGCCGGCGAUGCGGCCGCCCGCGUGGCCCCCGCCGCCAGCGAUGAGCCGCGCGCUGCUGCAUGCCCGAGGGGGUGACGGAGCACUUCGUGGUCGAGAACGAGAAGCUCCGCAGCUUGGCCGAGGGGCUCCUGUACCGGCAGAGCAAGGACAUGGACGACAAGAUCGAGGAGAUGGUCCUGUGGGGCCAGGUGGUUCGAGGCGUGGACGAGGGCGACGGCUGGGUCCGCGUGGGCAAGAAGUACCUCCCAAUCGAGGUCAAGGGCGAGGUGGCGCUCAAGCGGCACGAUGGCCCCGGGCAGUUCGAGGAGCUGGCCGAGGCGGCCCUGCGGAGCGAGGACGUGCCGCAGGACCAGGACCAGGGCUGGGACGACUCUGCACGCACGCGGGACUCCUGGGGCGGGAGCUCUGGCGGCUGGGCCGACGCCACCUGGAGCAGCGAUAACAGCGGCAGGGCACAGCAGCCGAGCUGGAUGGCCCGCUCAGCCGGGGCCUGGAGCCGGAGCCGACCCGACGACGCUGCAGAGCACGGAGGCUGGGACAGCAACUGGAACUCGGAGUCCAGGUGGAGCAACAAGAGGAAGUGGGAGGAGGAGGAGGAGCACGGCAGCUGGCAAGACUCGACGAGGAGCCGCGCGGAGGCCCCCGCGGACGCCGGAGCGCCCCCCGAAGGCGCGCCCCCGCAGGACGAGGAUGCGUUGCCCGUGCUGUGGGAGGAGGCCCUGCCGAGGUGCCUGCCGCCAGAGAUGAGGCUCGAGGUGGAGAGCGACGGCACGAUCAGCACCUCCGACGGCCUCGUCAGGCUGUGCCACAAGGCGCGCAGGAAGGGGCCCAUCUGGCCCGACCUCUACACGGAGGGCGGGGGCGCGGGGGGCGGCCCCGGCUUCGGGGCGCUGCGCGUGCUGUCCUCCGGGCUGCUGCAGAUCAUUCACGACAGGCGCGCCAAGGCGCAGGAGGUGGAGUCCGCGCUGCCGGCCGGGAGCGACCUCAUCCAGGCCUUCGCGGCCGGCAACCCUGGCCUCAGCAAGAAGGCCGUGGCGCUGCUGCGCAGCCUGCCCGACGAGCACGUGGUGAAGGUGAUCGGGGCAGGCCCGUGCUUCGGCCUCAGACCGGAUGCGGUGCUGGGGUCUCGGGUCAGCCGCCUGCGGGAGGACACGAUCGAGGCGGAGGACUGCCUCACAGAGGACCGGCCUCGCGACGCCAGUGCGUUCGCCCUCAAGAACUGGAUCAGCACGUACGCGGAGCGCCGGCUGAAGCAGGCGGACCCCGAGGUGCAGAAGAGGGCGAUUCAGGAGGGCCCGCUGCUGGGCCAGGACCCCACCAAGGACCUCCUGUGUCGCCUAGAGGUCAUCGAGAAGGCCUGCGCGGAGGAGAUGGCCCAGAGGGAGGCCGAGCGGCGGGAGCGAGAGGCCCAGGAGGAGCGGGCGAGGCAGGAGCAGGAGGAGCUGCGCAGGAAGCAGCAGGAGGAGCAGGCCAAGCAGCAGCAGGCCCUGCUGCAGCAGCAGGCCCUGCUGCAGCAGCAGCAGAUGCUCCAGCACCACCAGCAGAUGCAGGCCCAGCAGCAGCAGCGCAUGAUGCUCAGCGCGCUCAUGCAGCCGCACGCGCAGCUGGCGGCGCAGCAGCUGGCCGCGCAGCUGGCCGCGCACCAGCAGCAGCAGCAGCAGCAGCAGCAGCCGGCGCGCCCGCUCUCGUGGAUGGUGAACCCGCAGCCGCCGGCGGUGCCAAUGACGGAGUCGCUGCCCGUGCUGUAACGGCGCGGCCGCGCGGCGCGGGCCGCCAGAGCGGGCGCCGGCGGCGGCGAAGCGACGGCGAGCGCGCGUGAAAGACGCGGGGGGGGGGGGGGGGGGG
Messenger RNA from Prorocentrum cordatum, 1901 nucleotides. NCBI's taxonomy places the organism in Eukaryota, Dinophyceae, Prorocentrales, Prorocentraceae. The record is from the annotation of a GenBank genome assembly.